AAAAACAAACAUUCCAUUCAUCCUCGUCCAACCAGAGGAACAAACACAACAAACCUUGUCUCUCUCUCUCUCUCUUCCCAACCAUGUCAUCAUCCUCAACAACACCAAUUCUGAAAGAUGAAUUGGACAUCGUGAUUCCAACGAUACGAAACCUCGAUUUCUUGGAACAGUGGAGACAAUUCUUUCAACCUUAUCAUCUCAUCAUUGUUCAAGAUGGUGAUCCUUCAAAAGUCAUCAAAGUCCCUGAAGGAUUUGACUAUGAACUUUAUAACCGUAACGAUAUUAACCGAAUUUUGGGUCCUAAGGCUUCUUGCAUUUCAUUCAAAGACUCUGCUUGUCGUUGCUUUGGUUUCAUUGUUUCAAAGAAGAAGUAUAUCUUUACUAUUGAUGAUGAUUGCUUUGUUGCCAAAGAUCCAUCUGGCAAAGAAAUUGAUGCACUGCAGCAGCACAUUAAGAACUUGCUGACUCCAUCAACCCCAUUUUUCUUCAACACUCUAUAUGACCCAUAUAGAGAAGGUGCAGAUUUUGUUCGCGGCUAUCCGUUCAGUCUUCGAGAGGGUGUCCCAACUGCUAUUUCUCAUGGCCUUUGGCUCAACAUUCCUGAUUAUGAUGCUCCAACUCAGCUUGUCAAGCCUCUUGAAAGGAACACUAGGUAUGUGGAUGCUGUUAUGACAAUACCAAAGGGAACCCUCUUUCCCAUGUGUGGUAUGAAUUUGGCAUUCAACCGGGAAUUGAUCGGUCCUGCAUUGUACUUUGGACUCAUGGGUGAAGGCCAACCUAUUGGUCGCUACGAUGAUAUGUGGGCUGGGUGGUGCAUGAAGGUCAUAAGUGACCAUUUGGGAUUGGGAGUGAAGACAGGUUUACCUUAUAUCUGGCACAGCAAAGCUAGCAACCCAUUCGUGAAUCUUAAGAAAGAGUACAAAGGAAUUUACUGGCAGGAAGAGCUUAUCCCAUUUUUCCAAUCUGUUUCUCUUCCAAAGGAAUGCACAACUCCUCAAAAAUGCUACAUUGAACUCUCCAAACAAGUUAAAGCAAAACUUGGAUUGGUUGAUGACUACUUCAACAAGCUUGCUGAUGCUAUGGUCACUUGGAUUGAAGUUUGGGAUGAACUUAACCCAUUUGAUGAAAAAACUCUUGCAUUGCCUAAUGGUGUAUCAAAGUAGAUUCUUGAUCUAUUUGAGGCUCUAGUAAUAAGUUAUUAUGCAAGGAAGAGGAUAUGGUUAUACUUAUCAAUUUACUUUUUUGUGUUUUUUUUUUCUUAGAACAAUAAUAAUAAAGUUUGAAUUGAUCUUAAUUGUAUUGUUUUAUAUAAUUUCUUCAAGAUGGAAUGUAACUUAUUGUUAGACUAUGUUGAUUUUCAAAUUUAAUAGUGAGAUUAUUGCUUUUGGGAA
Messenger RNA from Medicago truncatula (barrel medic), 1391 nucleotides. RefSeq names its product UDP-arabinopyranose mutase 3. The transcript has 4 exons. Bases 84 to 1163 code for a protein of 359 amino acids. Gene Ontology annotation, biological process: plant-type cell wall organization or biogenesis; UDP-L-arabinose metabolic process. Lineage: Eukaryota; Viridiplantae; Streptophyta; Magnoliopsida; Fabales; Fabaceae. The record is from RefSeq and is a predicted model, not a curated record. Gene Ontology annotation, cellular component: cytosol; Golgi apparatus. Gene Ontology annotation, molecular function: UDP-arabinopyranose mutase activity.